AUGAAGGUUGAAGAAACCGAAAUGAAAAGUCGAUUUUCAUGGCGUAUCAGUUUCAUGUCGAAACGACCGGGUUGUUACCAAUUACUUUUACUGCGAAAGUAUUGUAGUCAAUGGGAUGGGAAUAAAAAAUGGGAUUGUCUUUGCGACGGCCCCGUUGGCUUCUGGAAGGGUGCGGGGGGCGGGGGACGAGUCACUUGUUGCAUGAAGGCGGGGCGGAGACGCCCAACGCCCAUCGCACCACGUGUAGUGAAACUUCAGAAAACCCUGAACAUGUUGUUGUUAGUUGACGAUGUUGGACUAUCAUGGUUAGAUUAA
Messenger RNA from Spodoptera littoralis (African cotton leafworm), 315 nucleotides. The record is from the annotation of a GenBank genome assembly. NCBI's taxonomy places the organism in Eukaryota, Metazoa, Arthropoda, Insecta, Lepidoptera, Noctuidae.